Messenger RNA from Arabidopsis thaliana (thale cress), 756 nucleotides. RefSeq names its product AT.I.24-6 protein, putative (DUF 3339). The record is from RefSeq and is marked reviewed. Bases 180 to 389 code for a protein of 69 amino acids. The transcript has a single exon. Lineage: Eukaryota; Viridiplantae; Streptophyta; Magnoliopsida; Brassicales; Brassicaceae.
CUUCACAAAGCUUAGCAUCUAAACCAAUUCCUCUCCUUAGCCACCAAGAAACCCAUAACUCUACAUAAAACACUAGCAAGCUUCUCCAUUCUCAGUUUCAUCUUCCAUUUUCACCUGCCACCAAAACACAAGAACCUGUUAUACAAAAACUCAUUUCAAAAAACAGAUUUUGUUGAGAUAUGAGUGCAGACUGGGGACCUGUGAUUGUAGCAGUGGCUCUGUUCAUCCUACUCUCACCAGGAUUGCUAUUUCAGCUACCGGCAAGGACAAGAGUGAUGGAAUUCGGGAACAUGAGCACAAGCGGGAUUUCGAUUUUGGUCCACGCCAUUAUUUACUUCUGUAUACUCACUAUCUUGAUCAUUGCCAUACAAAUUCACAUCCAUUUCUGAUCAUGUAGUGUAACAAAGACAGCUUCUUUGGACUCAACUUCGCCUUCAUCUAUUUUUUCUUUUCUUUUUAUUCCUAAUCUCUGAUUCUUGGCUCAUAGGGUCUCAAGCAGGGUGAUUUAAAAAGGUUGUACACAAAUAAAUAAUCGGUAAUUUUGUUUUCCACAAUUCAAAUGAGAUAACAAUAUCCUCUGAUCUCUCGUAGCUUCAGCAUGUAAUAACGUAACAUAAAGCAUCUUCAUUUAGUUACAAAUUUGGUUUGUUCCCACAUUUUUCACUAAUCUCUGCUUCUUUGCUGAUAUGGUUUCAAGGUAAAUAUUGUAUAGACAACUAAAAAUAUGUGAUUUUGUAUUUCACAAUUCAAUAGCAA